AUGUCCGACUGCAGUGAAGGACCGGCUGGAAGUUUGGCGCGCAUCGGAGACUACGACGAAUGUUUGGACGCUUCCGAUCGAACCGACAACGACGAGACACCCGUCACCAAGCAGUCGUCAGAAAUCGCAUCCAUUGACACGAACAAAGUCGCCGUUGCCGAAGCAUCGCCACCAAAUCGGAGAAAACACCGGAAGAGCCAGUGCCAGCCACGAUAAAAAAAAGACACUAAUGACAAGGACAGUGAGAAAGCUGACGACGAGGAUAGCAACCAGACAGAUGACAAUGAUAGCAGCGAGGCUGAAGACGUCGAGAUGACGGAAGAAGACAAUAAGAAAAAGGGAGAUGUGGAAGUGAAGGAAGAGGACGUCGAGGACAAGGAGCCAGAGGUGAAAAUUCAGAUGGAAGACUUUGAGAUGGAAGAGGAGAGCUCCGACACUUCACAAAAGGACGAUAACAUUUCGCCGAGUUCUUUUGACGCCGAUCUCGUGAAAGAAGUUAUGAAAACCGAGGAAGAAGAAGACGAGGCUGCUGAAUCGAGUGACAAGGUGCAUAAAAAGAGAAGUUCCAAGGACAGCGAAUGCUCAUCCAGUGAGGACAGCAGUGGAGGCAGCACCAGUGAAUCAGAGUACUCUGACAAUGACCACGCGACUGAUGCUCCGUCAAACGCCACGAAGCAGCCGAAUCCUUGGGAAACUCUGAAGAGGGUGAGAAUCAUUGUCUGAACCAAAAUGAUAAAACCUUUGUUUCUCUUUCAGAAGCCAGUCAAUGGCAUUGUCCAGCCACGUACUAGUCCACCAACGGGAAAGCCAACUCGUCACACGAACUGCCUCGACUUUGUUCUUUUCACAAUCGUCAGAAAGACCUUGAUGCAUAAACUGUCUUGGCCAUUCCAUUCUCCCGUCGAUUCCGAAUCGCUCGACAUUCCAGACUAUCACGACAUAAUCUCCAAGCCAAUGGACUUUCGUACAAUCGAAAGACGUCUACGAAAUCUUUAUUACUGGAGUGCCGCCGACGCUAUCAAGGUUUGUUGAAGUUUUAGAGAUGAAACAGACUUUAAACUAUGAACCUUCUGAAUGCUUCAAAAGAUGCCGUUGUGAUGACGCCACAAGUUCCACCAUAUAUUAUUAAUUUCUUCUUGCUUUGAAGAGAACCCCAGUACGGUUUUCCGAACUCUUCCAUCUUUUUGUUCUGUUUGAUCCGCAUUCUGAAUUUCAUUUCGUAACUGGGCCCCUGAAAACACAAACUCUACACACACCAAAGUUAAUUUAAAAAAAGAAUUGGUAAUUUUAGGACAUCAAAAAGGUGUUCGCCAACACCUAGACCAUCACCGUCAAGGCUUCUUUCUUGCUUCCAGUAGCGCCGGAUGGACGCAAGGACCGUUAGGAAGACGGAGCACUCAUCGGCGUGCGGUGAAUGAGCGCCGUCAACAUGAGGGAAGAGUCAACGUGGUGGAUGGCGAGAGGAACUACGAUGCCGCCGAAAAGGACGUUCAGUAG
This is a messenger RNA of Caenorhabditis sp. 36 PRJEB53466, 1497 nucleotides long. The record is from the annotation of a GenBank genome assembly. Lineage: Eukaryota; Metazoa; Nematoda; Chromadorea; Rhabditida; Rhabditidae.